GUCAAAACUGGUGAAGUAGAAACAUAAAAACUGCAAACAGAGUCCCCUUUCAGUUUCAGCAGAUCCUACUAAUUUAAGCUUAUUAUCGUUCAACCUUUAGUCCAUUAGUCAAAUCUUUUGCUGACAUUAAUGAAGAGUUACAUAAAUUUUGGUGGGCAUUUACUAUAUAGAAAUCCAAUCACCACCAGACCUCCAUUGCUAUCUCCUCCCUCACCUCCCCUGUUCACCAGAUCCACAUUGAACACGGACUCUGCAAAUGGCUCCACAAUGCUCACGCUUCAGAGAAAGAUACCCAUUACAGAAAGAGAUAAAUUGAGAGAUCUUCAAAAGAUUCCAUUUUUUCCAUGUCUCCAUCCCCAAAUUACGAAUUUUGGGAAUGGUGGAACAAGAAGAAGAAGGAGCGGGACCAUGCACUGUCCUUAAAUAAAUCUGAAAACCGUAACUGAUUGAGAUCCAUAGCCCUCAAACGACGGUGAAGAAAGACCGUAGCAGAAGCGCUCUUCAGCUCUCGUGGGUUUGUCUCCUCAAAAUCCAACAAGUCAAGAAUUCCCUCCCUUCACCAAUGGGUUCUUCUCUAUCCUUCAAACUCCCAAUCGCAGACUCGUUUCUGAUUCUAUUCCAUCUUCGCGUAAUGGGUCUCGGCUUUAUAGGGUUAUUAGGGUCUUCCUGGUUUUCAUCAUUCUAUUACUGCUCGUUGAGCUUUUGGCUUACUUCAAGGGAUGGCAUUUCAGUCCACCCUCAAUGGCUUCGGAUAAUGUUCUGGGCUUCGUGGAGAUUGUUUACGCAACUUGGCUCUCUAUAAGGGCGAAUUAUCUGGCACCACCAUUGCAGGCUCUGUCAAAUGUUUGUACUGUUUUGUUCUUGGUUCAGUCGGUGGAUCGGAUCAUUUUGGUAUUAGGGUGUUUCUGGAUCAAGUUUCGCAGGUUGAAGCCUGUUCCAUUGAUGGAAUUCUCUGCUGGUGAUAUCGAGAAUGAGAAUGCCGAGGAUUAUCCUAUGGUGCUUAUACAGACACCAAUGUGCAACGAGAGGGAGGUAAGAAGAUGUAGAUGGUAUCGAACGUUUCGAUAUGGCCGUAAGAACCCCGCUUGGUUAGCAUACCCAGCAUUAACGGGAUAA
Macadamia integrifolia is the source of this 1116-nucleotide messenger RNA. Its product is annotated as probable xyloglucan glycosyltransferase 6. Gene Ontology annotation, molecular function: glycosyltransferase activity. NCBI's taxonomy places the organism in Eukaryota, Viridiplantae, Streptophyta, Magnoliopsida, Proteales, Proteaceae. The coding region runs from base 742 to 1116 and encodes 124 amino acids. Gene Ontology annotation, cellular component: Golgi apparatus. The record is from RefSeq and is a predicted model, not a curated record. The transcript has 2 exons.